AUGCCAGUAGACGAUAGCGAAAGCCAGACCUCCUUAUCCUCCUCCUCCUCCUCAUCCCCGGAAGAGGAACAAAAACCGGCUGAGGAGACGACGACACUAAAACAAUACCUCCUAACAGCCUACCUCUUCAUCACCACCCUAGCCUGGAUCAGCCUAGUAAUCCGGUUCAUUCUUUUGCCCUUCUUUAUCCCUGAUCCCCUAUCACCGCCACCAUUUGCCAGUUUCUGGCAAGGCAGCAACACGAACAAAAAACUAGGGACUUGCAAAAACAUUGCCACCCGACGCGAAUGGCGCUCGCUUACGGAAACGGAAAGAAACGAGUUCGUGGACGCCAUCCAUUGUCUGGCGAGAACGCCGUCGGAGUGGGGAGAGAAUAACAGGACUGUUUAUGAUGACUUUGCGAUUUUGCAUGGGGGAGUUGGGAGUUGGUGCCACCGCUCGGCGUCCUUCCUACCAUGGCAUCGAUGGACUUUACACAUUUUCGAAAACAUCCUCAAGGAUAAAUGUGGGUUUCCUAGGGGUGGUACCAUUCCCUACUGGGACUGGUCCCUAGACCACCUCUCCCUGUCCUCUUCCUCCAUCUUUUCUCCCACCACCGGCUUCGGAUCCGACGGUUCGCCUUCUGCUCCCCCUAGCGUUGGGCAAGGUCGUUGCGUGCUAGACGGGCCCUUUGCCGAUUUAAGGCCUAUCAUCUACAACCACACCUACGUCACGCACUGUCUGUCGCGGGGGUUCAACGACCCUAAGCGGAACGUUACCACGGGCGAGAUACCGGGCGACCAUUAUAAGCCCGAAGCAAUCGGGGAGAUCUUGAGAGUCAAGGGGUACGAGGAGUUUGGGAAGCAGGUGGAGGAAAAGUUGCAUAAUGGGUUGCAUCAGAGUGUGGGAGGAGAUUUCAGGGCCAUGACUGCUGCUAAUGACCCCCUAUUCUACGUCCACCACGCCUCCCUCGACAGAAUGUGGUGGCGCUGGCAAUGGGAAAACCCCGAGGUCAGACUGCGAGAAUACAGCGGCAAACACAUGUUUAACUCGACGCCGGGAGAGGCGAGUGUCAGGGAUGUGUUACUGUAUGGAGGGUUUACCGAGGACGUAUUGGUGGAGAGGGCGAUGAGUACGGAGAGUGGGGAGUUGUGUUAUCGGUAUCAGUAG
Neurospora hispaniola is the source of this 1149-nucleotide messenger RNA. RefSeq lists its product as uncharacterized. The record is from RefSeq and is a predicted model, not a curated record. The coding region runs from base 1 to 1149 and encodes 382 amino acids. The transcript has 5 exons. Gene Ontology annotation, molecular function: oxidoreductase activity. Lineage: Eukaryota; Fungi; Ascomycota; Sordariomycetes; Sordariales; Sordariaceae.